Saccostrea echinata is the source of this 1227-nucleotide messenger RNA. RefSeq names its product prostaglandin E2 receptor EP4 subtype-like. Gene Ontology annotation, cellular component: plasma membrane. The record is from RefSeq and is a predicted model, not a curated record. The coding region runs from base 73 to 1089 and encodes 338 amino acids. Gene Ontology annotation, biological process: inflammatory response; positive regulation of cytosolic calcium ion concentration; adenylate cyclase-activating G protein-coupled receptor signaling pathway. Lineage: Eukaryota; Metazoa; Mollusca; Bivalvia; Ostreida; Ostreidae. The transcript has 2 exons. Gene Ontology annotation, molecular function: G protein-coupled receptor activity.
AAGGAUAAUAAGGAAAUAUAGGUGUACCUUGUGGAGAACAUCAAAACCAACAGUUUAUCUGGAAGUUUGUCUAUGAACUCACAGAUGGCAAAUUCAACACAUGAUCCUGAUAUCCACGAAUCGGGGAUUCCGACAUACGUGUUUUUCGCCUUUGGAUUUGUAGGCAAUGGACUAGCCUUAUGUGUUAUUUGUUGCAACCGGGAGCACCAUCAAUGGCGCUCCUUCUACAUUUUCUUCUUGGGUCUAGCAAUGUCUGACUUUCUUAACCAGUUGAUAGUUUUCCCAUUUGAAGUCUUACGAUAUGGAUCUAAUUUUAAUUACACAAUUCCCCCUCAUCUUUGCAAGGCUGAGUCAUUCAUCUACUCUUUCACGCAAAUUUCGUCAGGUAUGAUCAUUUCCGGUAUCAGCACAGACCGAUAUCUUGUUUUAACUAACAGUGGACAACCACUUGACGCGAUGCGGUGGAAUCGCCGAAAAUAUCUCUUUGGUCUGUUGAUGAUAUGGAUUUUUUCGGCACUUGUGUCUUUACUUCAUUUGUUCGUUGGACAAAGCGAAACCUUUUAUCCCGGGUCUUGGUGCUUUAUUGACGUCACGAACAAAGGUAUUGGAUCUGUAUUUAGUGCAACAGUAUACUCUCUAACAGGAAUUUGCGUCCUCGUCUACACUGUGUACAUAAAUAUCUGCGUCAUGUGUAUGUCUUGUAGGGACCCUGAACACCGUGGCAGACUUCUCGACACUGACCGUGUAACUGGCUUCUAUGAUGUUCAUGUCAAUUUUUUUUUGGCGAUUUCAGUGACACUUUAUGUCCUUUGUUGGGGACCAUUUUUGGUGGACAUAUUUUUACGAGGAAUCAAAAUCAUAUCUGGUUCUCCUGGAAAACUUGAACUUUGGCUUGUUCGACUGAUAGACUUAAAAUCCAAUGUGAACCCUUGGCUUUACGUAUUGCUACGCAAGGAAUAUAUUAGGAAGAUCUUUCUUCGAUUUCAGACAUGCCGCGAGGGAAACAUUCAAAGACAGCCUCCUGAUGGAGAAAGCAACAGACUCUUACAGGAGAGUCAAAUUACUUUCUCAAAUCCUACAAGUCAGUGAUCUAACUAGACAUACGAAUACUGGCUGAUUUUUAGAGAGCUUUUUAAAUAUUCUUAUUAUUUAUUUAUUUUGCAAUGUUAAUUGGGAAUCAUCCGAUUACGUUACUGAUCUUAAAGUUGAUAAUAUUACUGGUCACUC